CAUAAACAGCUGUGUAAACACUACUCAACAUUGAUUCGCUAUCCGAUGAUUGAGCAUCGAUAGCAUUAAAUUGAUUUUUUUCUGAGUUUAAACUUCGCGGAUCACGCCUGGCAGUGAAUACAAUUACACACAUUGACCAAAUCAGAAUAGCCAAAUAUAUUCCAAAUUGUUACGUAACCAACCAAAUACACAAACGAAAUUGAUACUAUUGAGAAUAAGAUGAGAAGGCCUUAUAUCUUUGCUGAGGAAAUAUUCCUGUAAUAUUCUUGUUCCGUGUAAUUUUGCACCUCCCGGAAAAUUCGUAUAGUUUAUCACCUACCUCUGUGUACAUACUAUAUGGUUUAAGAAGUUGAAGAGGUUAGACUAUGAAUAUAAUUACAGUCUAUAGUCUAUACUUUAUUUACUAAGUCUCCAUUUCUCAUGUAAACAAUCUAAAACUCCACGCUAUCUGAAAACGUGUGAAAGGGAAAUAUAAACACCGAUUUCUCAAAAAUAAAUAAUAAUUAUAAUUUAAUAUGGUUAAAAAAUCAGAACCUGAUUCAAGUAGUUCUGAAGAUGAAAUAUGUAUGGAAGCUAUAAAAGAAGCGGCUGAUCAAGAUCUGUUGACAAAUUUAUUAUUACAGUCUGAAGGUAAAAAGAAUAAUAUUGUGAAUCCGGUACAUACACCAAAUGAGGUUGAUGUAAAUAACGAUCAGUUUUCAACUUAUGGACUUACACAAUCAUGUCGCGAUUUCAUAGCCAAAAAAUUAGUUGAGAAGCUGAACGUAGAUAUUGUUUUAAAGGAUGCAAUCAAGUUAAAUAACAUUAAGGAGAAUAUUUCACGAAAACCAUCAGGAAUAAAACUUUUUAAUUGUUCUAAUACAAUAUUAACAGAAAUAUUUGAUGACGAUAAACAAAACAAAAUAGACAGAAAAAAUGUAUCAAAGGCAUUUGAUGAAAAAACAAAUUUAUCAAGAUGUAAAGAAGUUGCUAUAGAUUCACAAGCUAUACUAUCUCAAGAUGAUCUAAAAUUUUGGGUCAAUAGAAAACAUAGCCAAGAGUUCAAAUAUAAAAAAUUGAAAAGUGGAACAUUGUUGCAAAUUGAGUAACUAAUUUACGGCCAGAAUUAAAGAUAAUACAUGACUGUGAUAUAUUUUGUACAAUCAUUAAUUAAAUCUCAAAUAAA
Molecule: messenger RNA, 1165 nt
Organism: Phymastichus coffea
Lineage: Eukaryota; Metazoa; Arthropoda; Insecta; Hymenoptera; Eulophidae
Exons: 5
Coding region: 516-1088 (190 amino acids)
Source: RefSeq, a predicted model, not a curated record